UAGUUUUCAAUAUGGCUGCGCCCUUCUGCAAGGGGGUGUUUUGAAUUUUUGAACGAGGCUUGUCAGUCUGGAACAUGUACGAAAAAAAUUUGCAUCAUCGUCAUGAACUAUCACAAUCUCCGGUGACCCAUUCUGUAUUUUGUUCUCUUAACGUGCAACUUUAUUGAUUGAAUGUUCUGCCGCUAUUCUACUUACUGCAAAGAAUGCACAGAAUCCUGACUCUUUCUGAUAUGGAGUAGACACCAAUCAUUCAGUCAUGUUUUUCAGAAUAGCUGUUCACCUUCUACCGAAACAAAAGAAGUCUGCCUUUAACUUGCUCACGUGUGCGUUUCGAAAUCAUUCAAGUGUAAUUACAUGUGCUAGGUUUCAUCAUCAUUGCAUCAGAACUUUUCACACUACCAGCCGGCUGAAGGUAGCCAAGUUAUUAUCCCUCGAUGAACUAUUCUCCAGGACGUCACUGCUGGACUACCUGAAAAAGAUAGACUCGGACUAUAGUGAGUGCUUGAGAGUGGUCAACAGUGAUGAGCAGGAGCAGAGCAGUGCGGAGGAGCUGAGAGCCAAGAGGACCAAAGUGGCCCUCCUGGCUCCCCUCAUUCACACCAUCAGGGAGUUGGAUAUCAAGCAGAAGGAGAUGAGCGAGACGGAGGAGCUUCUCAAUGAUGAAGAUCUACGAGAACUGGCUGAGCAGGAGAGGGAAGCCUGUUUGGAAAACAUCCGUGACCUUAGGCAGACGAUAUUACACCUUUUGAUCAAAGAGGAGGAAGAUGAUUUGAGCGACCUCGUGUUGGAAGUGACAGCAGGAGUUGGCGGACAGGAAGCCAUGCUGUUCACCGCUGAGCUGUUUGAAAUGUAUGAAGGCUUCGCUCGGUACAACGGCUGGUCCUUUGACGUCCUGGAGCACAUGAACAGUGACAUAGGCGGACUGCGCCACGCCUCGGCGAGCAUCAGUGGCCGUCAGAGCUACAGGAGGAUGAAGUUCGAAGGCGGCGUUCACCGUGUCCAGCGGGUCCCCAAGACGGAAAAACAGGGCCGCAUGCACACCAGCACUAUGACUGUGGUUGUGCUGCCUCAACCCACUGAGAUCUCCUUCACAAUAAACCCAAAGGACCUGAAGAUCGAAACAAAGCGGGCAAGCGGCGCGGGGGGUCAACAUGUCAACACCACAGACAGCGCUGUCAGAAUUGUGCACCUGCCCACUGGUGUUGUGGCAGAGUGCCAGCAGGAGCGCUCUCAGAUAAAAAACAAGGAGAAGGCCAUGAAAGCUUUGCGGGCAAAACUCUACGGCAUGAAGCUGGAGGAGGAGACCAGCAAGCGCUAUAAUCAGCGCAAAGUGCAGAUUGGCACCAAAGGAAGAUCUGAGAAGAUACGUACGUACAAUUUUGCCCAGGAUCGCAUCACCGAUCACCGGAUCGGUAUGACGCUGCACAACGUCGAGACGUUCCUGCUGGGAGAGGAUCUGCUGGAUGAGAUGAACUCCUCCCUCCAGGAAUUCUCCAACCAGGAAGAGCUCAUGGAACUUCUGGAGGAAAACGGCCAUAAGGAAGGAUGAAUAAAUAUGGAAGUUGCCAAUACUUUUAAAACAAGUUGAAUGAUGUUAAUAGUCCAAGCAUUCAUAUUACAACGCAAUAAAAGCAUAUUCUGUA
This is a messenger RNA of Syngnathus typhle (broad-nosed pipefish), 1643 nucleotides long. RefSeq names its product mitochondrial translational release factor 1-like (gene mtrf1l). Bases 257 to 1549 code for a protein of 430 amino acids. Gene Ontology annotation, biological process: translational termination. The record is from RefSeq and is a predicted model, not a curated record. NCBI's taxonomy places the organism in Eukaryota, Metazoa, Chordata, Actinopteri, Syngnathiformes, Syngnathidae. Gene Ontology annotation, molecular function: translation release factor activity. The transcript has 8 exons.